Pangasianodon hypophthalmus (striped catfish) is the source of this 919-nucleotide messenger RNA. RefSeq names its product quinoid dihydropteridine reductase b, tandem duplicate 1 (gene qdprb.1). Gene Ontology annotation, biological process: L-phenylalanine catabolic process; tetrahydrobiopterin biosynthetic process. Lineage: Eukaryota; Metazoa; Chordata; Actinopteri; Siluriformes; Pangasiidae. The transcript has 7 exons. The coding region runs from base 105 to 821 and encodes 238 amino acids. Gene Ontology annotation, molecular function: NADH binding; NADPH binding; 6,7-dihydropteridine reductase activity. The record is from RefSeq and is a predicted model, not a curated record. Gene Ontology annotation, cellular component: cytoplasm.
AGAGAGCUUUAAUGGCAUAUUAACAUUGCAAGCGCACCUUGUUUAUUUAUUUUUUGGGGGGGCUUACUUGGAAUAUACACCUGAAAUUGACGUUAAUAAAAAAAAUGGCAGCUCUUGAGGCUCGUAAAGUUAUUAUUUAUGGAGGGAAAGGAGCUCUGGGCUCCAAAUGCGUUGAGUAUUUUAGAGCUAAAAACUGGUGGGUUGCCUGCAUUGACCUAAAUGCAAAUGAAGAGGCGGAUUCCAAUGUAACUGUUCAGAUGACAGACUCCUUUAAUGAGCAAGCUAACAAAGUUACAGCUGAUGUAGGAGAGCUGCUGGGAGAUAAAAAGGUUGAUGCCAUUUUGUGUGUGGCUGGAGGCUGGGCAGGAGGAAGUGCGAAGGCCAAAACCUUGUAUAAGAACUCUGACUUGAUGUGGAAGCAGAGUGUGUGGACUUCCACCAUCUCCAGUCACCUAGCAACCAAACACUUGAAAGAGGGGGGUCUUCUCACACUGACAGGGGCCAAAGCUGCACUUGGGCCAACCCCAGGAAUGAUUGGCUAUGGCAUGGCUAAAGCUGCAGUACAUCAGCUGUGUCAGAGUCUGGGUGGCGACAAGAGUGGUCUUCCUGCUGGAGCCGCCGCCGUAGCCAUCCUUCCAGUUACCUUGGAUACACCCAUGAAUAGGCAAUUCAUGCCAGAUGCUGAUGUCACUUCCUGGACACCACUGGAGUAUGUAGCUGAGUUGUUGCACAAGUGGGCAAUGGGAGAGGAAAGACCACCAUCGGGCACUCUGGUGCAGCUCGUUACCACAAACGGCAAAACAGAGGCAACACCUGUUUAACCCUGUGUGUGUGUGUGUGUGUGUGUGUGUGUGUAUGCGUAUAAAGUGCUGUAUGUCUGUUGACUGUGGUGAUAAAAUAAAAGUACAAGAACAAGUGA